This is a messenger RNA of Camellia sinensis, 1676 nucleotides long. Its product is annotated as FAM133-like protein. The record is from RefSeq and is a predicted model, not a curated record. Lineage: Eukaryota; Viridiplantae; Streptophyta; Magnoliopsida; Ericales; Theaceae.
UUGGAGUGCGCAACGCGCAUACGCCACAUAUAUAUAUAUAUAUAUAUAAUCAGAUAAUCAACGAAGUUUGUAGAGAGAGAGAGAGAAGCUGAGUACAAAAUUCACUGCUCGAGCUCGACGGGUUUCGAUCUGUUGUGAGACAGAUUUUCUUGGGUAGUGUGUUUCUUAUCUCGGGAGUUUUGUAAGUUUGCAAUUUGAAGCAGUAAGCCUUCUUGCAUAAGAUGUACUUCUGGUCAUCAUCAUACCAAAAUGCAGGUUUUGAGUUGGUUUUUUCAUCCAAAUGGACUGCAAGAAAUUUAUGCAGAUGGUCGAGGAGAAAAAGAAGAGAGUCAUGGAGAGGAAAGAAGCCCCCUUGAAAUGGGAGCAGAAGCUUGAAGCUGCUGGAAAGGCAAAAGCCGAGGCUGAAGCCAAGGAGAAGAAGCUGAAGGCUGCAAAGCAUAAGCGUAGGUCUGUGUCAUGGUCUGGUAGUGAUAGUGACAGUGACAGCAGUGAGAAUGACCGAAAGGCAUUGAAGAGGUCCCACAAAAAGCAUAAGAAACACAGCCAUUCUGACUCUGGUGACAAUGAGAAGAGGAAGGAGAAGAAAUCCAAGCAAAAACGAAGGAGACGAACCUCUGGCUCUAGUGAUGGGUAUGAUAGUGACUCAGAAGAAGAGAGGAGAAAGAAGCGGGUCCACAGGAAGCAUAGGCGUCAUGGUUCAAGUUUGGAUUCUGGUGAUUCAGAUUCAAGUGACGAUGAUGGUGCAGCGAGAAGAAGAAGAAAUCAUGCAAAGCAUCACAAGCGUCAUCGGCGGUCACAUUCUAUUGGUUUGGAUUCUUUAAGCGAUGAGGAUACCAAAGCAAUCAGACGGAGAAGUCAGACACAGCAUCACAAACGGCAUAGGCGGUCAGAAUCAGAUUUGGGUGACAAUGACAGUGAUGCUAUCAGAAGGAAAAGUCAUGUAAAGCCCCACAAACUUCAUCAUCGAUCUCAUAGUCAUGACUUGACCUCCUCAGAAUCUGAUGACCGCAGGUGGGAUCGUAGGAGCCGAUCUUUGGGAAAGUCAUCGGAUGAUGACAACGGAGAAUCGGGCAAAAGAGGAAAGCACAAAAGCAAUCAUCACCACCACCAUCGCCACCAUCAUCACAGGCAUCAGCAGCAAAAGUCAGAUGAACAGGAGCACCAGAGGAAUAGUGAGCUUCCACAGGUGAGAGAAGUGAAUGGAAAGCACGUGGACGAUGGUUCACAUACAGCUGUAAACCUGAGCAAGAAUGGUGGCGCUAAUAACCCACAAAACGUUUAGAUGGAACUUCAAUUUAUUCAGGAAUUCAUUGCACAUCCUCUGCUGUGUUUUAUUUAUGGGUUUAGGUGAUUGGAGCUCAUGCUUCGACAAAAAAUGUUUCUGUGAUUGACCUUGAAUUUUGAGGAGGCUUUGCUGGGUUAUUUUGAAGGAACUGCAAUAUUGAUGACUGAAUCUCAUUGAUUUUGUUUUACAUUUCAGUUUGAAUGCUAACUGUUAUUUGCAGAAUUUUUUUUUUUUUUUUUGUGCGCGCAUGGUUGCGCUGUGUCAUGUGCUUCCAAUGACAGAUGCUACAUUGUUGAUAGAUUGGAAACUGGGGGUUGUAUUGCAUGCAAUUUUGUUUAGAUGAUUUCAUUGUACUUUGGUCUUGAAUAGAGCUUGCUGCUGGGGAUAUUCA